This is a messenger RNA of Pelobates fuscus (common spadefoot toad), 1717 nucleotides long. RefSeq names its product exonuclease 3'-5' domain containing 1 (gene EXD1). Gene Ontology annotation, molecular function: nucleic acid binding. The transcript is spliced from 13 exons. Gene Ontology annotation, cellular component: PET complex. The coding region runs from base 203 to 1375 and encodes 390 amino acids. Gene Ontology annotation, biological process: piRNA processing. NCBI's taxonomy places the organism in Eukaryota, Metazoa, Chordata, Amphibia, Anura, Pelobatidae. The record is from RefSeq and is a predicted model, not a curated record.
CUGUGCAGAGCAGGGUGUGCAGGUCAGCAUUGCUCUGGCUGUUUCCUCCUGUGCAGAGCAGGGUGUGCAGAGCAGGAUGCUCUGGCUUUGCACUCCUGGCUGACUGAGCUGAGAGGUGGAGUUACAUUCCUUCCUCCAAGCUGUAUCCUCACACAGAGCAGACACGCCGGAGGAAGUCAGGUGAUCGAGUUACAUAACAGAAAUGGCUGCCAUCACUGAUGCAAGUUUCUUGAGCAGGGUCAUUGGGAAGACCAUCAAACUUACAACUGCCACUGAAUGCUUACAGGGAGAAUUAGUUAGUGUUUCCUCAGAUCGAACCAUCGUUAUCAACAAAAUCAAAGACCUGAAAACCGGCAGGAAAAUUCCUGGAGCACAGUUAUUUUUUGGAAAUAACAUUUUGAAUGUGGAACCACAGGAUGAAUCCUCAGGUGGAUCAGAAAGCCAUACAGCUGAGGUGGGAGAUAACACUGCCUCAAAGGAGGAUUGCUCCGGAACGGACAUCAAUCAGAAUGUAGAAAGCCGUAACACUCCACCCUCCCAUGAAAUUCACAGUGCUUUACAAGCCAUAAAGCAUUCAGUGGAUGAAGAGGAGGUGGAAUAUACAGUCAUUGACCAAUUCCAGCCACAUUUUGGGCCAGCUAUACGACACCUUCUGAAUCAAAAGGUCCUGGGUAUAAGUGCUGUUGGAUUAAAUCUAUGUCGCCAUGGAAAGCUUUUAUGGCUGCAGGUGGCAUGCAAAAGACGAAUAUAUCUGUUUGAUUUUCUUGUUCUUGGACCAAUCAUCUUCAGAAAUGGCCUCCAGACAGUGCUGGAAGAUAAAUGCAUCCUAAAGAUCAUCCAUGACUGCCGCUGGCUAGGAGAUUUUUUGUCCCAUCAGUAUGGUGUUAUCCUUGCCAAUGUGUUUGAUACCCAGGUGGCUGAUGUCUACUUAUUCUCUGUUGAAACUGGGGGAUUUCUUCCUCAUUGUACGAGUUCAUUGAAGGAGUGUUUGAUACGACACCUUAAAAUACAUCUCUCGCGGGUUGACUUCCUGACUCACAAAGAGACCCUGAUAAAGGAUAAUCCCAAUGUCUGGUUUGAUCGUCCGUUGGCUCCUUCUUUGUUAAAAGUAUUGGCCCUGGAAGUGGUGCAUUUGCCCAUUCUACGCUUAGUCAUGCUAGACUCUAUGAUGGCGGACUUUAUGUUAUUGGUUGAUGGAUAUCUUAAUGCGUUCCGUCAAGGGACAGCAGAUGUUUUCGCCAGCAAUGAGCUGUCCAGCCCUGAAUUGCCUAGGGAGCUCCAGCAGCUCAGCAUACUGCAGCAAGUGAAGAGAGAAAGGGCUUUGAAAGAUUAUGACAUUGACAACAAAGGGUUUCUUACAAGAACCUCCUCCUAAGGAUUUCAACCCAGAGUUUAAGAAUUUCUGUUGAUUCUUCCUGUAGGUGAGCCAGUUAAUGUGUAAGUGAGCGCUCCAUUCGGUAGCGAGGAAGGUGAUAUUUCACCAUGGAGCAUUGAUUCUGCUUUUUUGUUUUCCCCCCACUUUCUUUACAAGAACCUGUGUUGUAUAUUCUAUAAAUUGAGGUCAUUUCUGCCUCCCAAGUUAUGUUUUUCUUCUUCAAUGAAUCUGUUUCAGAAAGAUUCUAUGUUUAUAUAUGCUGGUUACCAAAAAAAUUUGUAUUGUAAUAACAUUAUAUUUUUUUGUUCUCUUUCAUUAAAUAAAGCCUUGGAAUGUUGGUGA